UAACAGCGUCUUCCUUGCUUCCCGCAAGAUUUGCCGGCGUGUGUGUUACUAGAUCUUUGCGCUUGUUAGACCGUGCGUGUUCUGUGUACACAUUUCCCGUAUGUUUGGAGCGAAACUGACCAACCCACCAUUGUGAGUAGACCAUAGAUAUACACAACGUGUUUAUGUCUGAGGGGUUUGAGUAGACCAAAUCUAGUAACACAACGAGUCGCCACUCGCCAGUCGCAGCCAACCGCCAACGCCAACUGAAACCAGGACGAAAUGAUGGAACAUGAUCAACAAGAAACACAACACAUGGAAAGUCAUAAUGCAUCUGCUCACGUUCACUUCACAGUAACGGAACCAGAACUGCAAGAGGGGCACGACUCACAGAUAGUGGUCAGACCAGAGGCAGUGGAUAAGGUUUCAGUUCACCUGGGCUUCUUGCAGUACAAACACAGGUAUGAGGUGAGGUUUUGCAUUCCUGACCAGUUGGGAGAAGAGGUUAUUGCAGAACCAGCUGCUCACAUCAGACUAGAGGAGAUCCGACCAGCAGAAAGUGGCAUGGGUCACGACCUAAUAAUUGAUUUGUUGGCACACAAGGAGAAACUGUUGAAAGAACCCUUAGUACUAACAUCUACUGAGGAUGAAAAAAGACAUUAUACAAUUAUCAUCAUGGCUAGAGUGCUUGGUAAGGGGAAAGGCACACCUUCAUUGAAGGAUGGAAUUCAUUGCACUGGGGUGGAAAUGGAUGAAGAUGAUAUGAGUGACUGGCAAGGAUUCUAAGCCAGAAUAGUAUUAGCGAUUUGAAUUAGUUUCAUAAGGUUGUUGCGCAGAUCUGCUUUGUUCUAAUCUUUGACUGAAUUAAAUAUAAGGGAAUUAGGGAAUUUGUA
Priapulus caudatus is the source of this 872-nucleotide messenger RNA. RefSeq names its product UPF0687 protein C20orf27 homolog. Bases 262 to 765 code for a protein of 167 amino acids. The transcript has 5 exons. NCBI's taxonomy places the organism in Eukaryota, Metazoa, Priapulida, Priapulimorpha, Priapulimorphida, Priapulidae. The record is from RefSeq and is a predicted model, not a curated record.